AUGGCAUCGGCUCCCGUGACGCCAAAGUCUGGCUGGGUGCAGUACCGGGUCACCAAGGGAUUACGUGCAGUGGUCAGCCAAGUGUGUCGACAUCCCAUUCAUACCUUGCUGGUCACUUCUCUGAUCGCCACAUCCACUUAUCUCCAUGUUUUGGAAGGCACCUUUCGUGCUGCCAACCUAGGUUUUGGUUCCAAGACUGACGCAGCCUCUUUGAACGUCGAGUCAUUGCUCUGGGGCAGCCGAAGCCUUCGGAUUAGCGAGACAAGCUCGUGGAGAUGGCAGGUAGAUGACCUGUCUAAGACGACUAAAGAUGGCCAAGUUGAUCACCACUGGGCUCUUGUCACCCUUACCUUCCCCGGUGCCUCUGCCGAUAGCAGCCCUGUCUUACUGAGCACACUGUCCAAGUCUGUGGAUGCGGAGACGAUCACGCCAACCUCCAACUUCUUCACCUCAAUCUCCAAUGAAUUCUCACUGGCGUACCAAGUUCCGUACACCAAAUUGAGCGAUUUUCUAGAGGUGGUGGAAUUCGUUGCCUCGGAAGGGAUUCCCUUCUUGGUUUUGGCCGUGGGAUUUGAGAAGCCGAUCCACUUUACCCGUGCUGUUCUCUACGCAUCGAAGGAACUACAGCGUGGGUCGCAGCAGCACCAUAUGAUUCCUAACGCCAUAUUAUUCGCGAUCAACAGAGAAGGGUGGUCCAUUAUCCGGUCGUAUCUUCUUGAGAUCGUGGCUCUCGCAUUGGGAGCGGUCCUCCGGCCACGGGAACGAUUCGGCCAGUUCUGCUUUUUGGCUGCAUGGAUGGUGCUCUUCGACGCCAUCCUUCUUUUCACCUUCUACACCACCAUUCUCUGCGUCAAACUGGAGGUGACCCGGAUCCGGAACCCCGACACCCUAGACCUGGCAGAUGAGCAACGUGGGCCGCGGAUCUUCGGGUAUAAGGUCAACCGGACCAGCGUGGCUCGGUGGAAGCUGAUUAUGGUCAGCGGCUUCGUGCUCUUCAACGUACUCCAGCUGUCAUCAUUCUUUUACCGCAUGACGGGAAGUUUCAUGACCAAUGCCACUUUGACUCCAACCACCGUCAGCCCACUUAAAGCGGCUGCCAACGGCCUGAACGAUAUCUAUUUGGCUGCUCGUGCCGGCGGAGUUGAGACACGGGUCACGGUAUUGCCGCCGAUCCGAUAUAUCAUGGAAUCUUCUGGAUUGAGUGCGUCUGCUGGGAGACAUCCUGGAUUUGACGGCGUGCUGGCCGGACUAGAAACACCCCUUGGUCGACUCGGUCUCAUGGGCGCUUUGGUCCUCAGUCUUUACCUCAACAACCAUCUGAUUCACGCCGCCCGCUGGCAUAUUUCUCCUGACGCACUGAAACAAUUUACGGCACCUGCACUCUCUUCGUCGCCCGCACCAGUCCCUAGUACAUCUGCCCCUAUGCCCCCUUCUCGCAGCUUUGAGGAAAUCGACGCUCUGUUCAGAGCGAAACAGACGGAAUCUCUGACGGACGACGAGCUGGCUGAUCUAUGUCUCCGUGGCAAGAUCCCUGGUUACAGCUUAGAGAAGACCUUAGAGAGCAGUACCUCAACAGGAUCCUCAAGCACAGCAACAACUAGGCUAGAGGCAUUCACCCGUGCGGUUCGCAUCCGCCGGACCGCCGUGUCACGAACGCCUUCAACUCAGGACCUCAGCGGCGGUAUCAAGAACUCGCUGCUCCCCUACCGUAACUACAACUACGAGCUGGUGCACGGUGCCUGCUGCGAGAACGUGAUCGGAUACCUGCCCCUACCCUUGGGUCUCGCCGGACCCAUGCGCCAGCCGGGGAUGCAAGGCGAUCAACGCCGGUGGCGGCGCCGUGACGAUUCUCAAGGGCGAUGGGAUGACACGAGGCCCCUGCCUGGGAUUCCCAUCAGCGAAGCGUGCGCCGAAGCUCAGCGCUGGGUUGAGUCCCCCGUCGGCCAUCAGGUCCUCACCGAUGCUUUCAAUGCCACCAGCUGCUUCGCCCGUCUGCAGACUCUGAUCGUCGCCCAGGCUGGCACCUACCUCUAUAUCCGGUUCCGCACCACGACCGGCGACGCCAUGGGUAUGAACAUGAUCUCCAAAGGCGUGGAGAAGGCUUUGCAGGCGAUGAUCGCCCACGGGUUCCCCGAUAUGAACACUAUUACGCUGUCCGGUAACUUUUGCGCCGACAAGAAACCCGCUGCUAUCAACUGGAUCAGUGGUCGCGGCAAGUCAAUCAUCGCUGAAGCUACUAUUCCCGCCGACACCGUCCGGAAGGUUCUAAAGACCGAAGUCGAUGCGCUGGUUGAGCUCAAUACGGCUAAGAACCUGGUGGGUAGCGCUAUGGCCGGUAGUAUGGGUGGAUUCAACGCGCAUGCAUCCAACCUGGUUCAGGCCGUGUUCUUGGCUACCGGACAGGACCCCGCCCAGAAUGUGGAGAGCAGCAGCUGUAUCACGACGAUGAAGAAGAUCGACGGCAACCUGCACAUCGCUGUCUCCAUGCCCUCGAUGGAGGUUGGAACCAUCGGCGGAGGCACCAUCCUCGAAGCCCAGGGAGCCAUGUUGGACUUGCUGGGAGUCCGCGGCGCUCAUCCCACUGACCCCGGUGCGAAUGCCCGCCGCUUGGCCCGAAUCAUCGCCGCGGCCGUGCUGGCAGGAGAACUGAGUACCUGCUCCGCGCUGGCGGCCGGUCACUUGGUCAAUGCCCAUAUGCAGCAUAAUCGGAGUGCACCGUCAUCGGGGUGA
Messenger RNA from Aspergillus bombycis, 2730 nucleotides. Its product is annotated as HMG-CoA reductase. Gene Ontology annotation, biological process: coenzyme A metabolic process; isoprenoid biosynthetic process; ergosterol biosynthetic process. The transcript has 5 exons. Gene Ontology annotation, cellular component: endoplasmic reticulum membrane; peroxisomal membrane. Gene Ontology annotation, molecular function: protein binding; hydroxymethylglutaryl-CoA reductase (NADPH) activity. NCBI's taxonomy places the organism in Eukaryota, Fungi, Ascomycota, Eurotiomycetes, Eurotiales, Aspergillaceae. The record is from RefSeq and is a predicted model, not a curated record. The coding region runs from base 1 to 2730 and encodes 909 amino acids.